Messenger RNA from Syngnathus acus (greater pipefish), 2269 nucleotides. Its product is annotated as mitogen-activated protein kinase kinase kinase 7-like. The coding region runs from base 108 to 1601 and encodes 497 amino acids. The record is from RefSeq and is a predicted model, not a curated record. The transcript is spliced from 14 exons. Gene Ontology annotation, molecular function: MAP kinase kinase kinase activity; magnesium ion binding; ATP binding. Gene Ontology annotation, biological process: protein phosphorylation; JNK cascade; positive regulation of canonical NF-kappaB signal transduction. Lineage: Eukaryota; Metazoa; Chordata; Actinopteri; Syngnathiformes; Syngnathidae.
GCUGCUUCUACUCUUACUUCCUGGAGUCGCUCAAAGCAAAGCCAACAAUUUGCCUUACUUUUGCGCAAUAUUUGUGUCGCUGCGCUGCGCUGCGCUGCGCUGCGACCAUGGUGGAGCCUCCAGCCGCUAACCACUUUGAAGACAUCCAGUACGAAGACAUCCAAGUUGAAGCGGCUGUUGGCAGGGGUACUUUUGGUGUUGUCUUCAAAGCUGUAUGGAACGGAAAAGAUGUAGCAAUCAAGACCAUCGAGAGCGACAAUGAAAGAAAAGCUUUUCUCGUCGAGCUUCGCCAGCUCUCGAGAGUGAAUCACCCAAACAUUGUGAAACUAUAUGGCUCGUGCGACAAUCCCGUCUGUUUGGUCAUGGAAUAUGCCGAAUGUGGCUCUUUAUACAACCUCCUGCACAGUGCUGAGCCGCAGGCGCCCUACACAGCCUCCCAUGCAAUGAGCUGGUGUCUGCAGUGUGCCCAGGGGGUUGCUUAUCUGCAUGCCAUGAAACCAAAGGCAUUAAUUCAUAGAGAUCUCAAACCACCAAACUUACUCCUGGUGUCACGGGGUACCGUGCUCAAGAUCUGCGACUUUGGAACGGCUUGUGACAUCCAAACUUACAUGACCAACAAUAAAGGCAGUGCCGCUUGGAUGGCACCAGAGGUCUUUGAAGGUAGUAACUACAGUGAAAAAUGUGACGUGUUUAGUUGGGGCAUUAUCCUGUGGGAGGUCCUCACCCGCAAAAAACCCUUUGACGAGAUUGGAGGUUCAGCAUUUUGUAUCAUGUGGGCUGUCCAUAGAGGGACCCGGCCUCCUCUGAUUAAAGAGCUUCCGGAGCCCAUCGAGACCCUGAUGACCCACUGCUGGGACAAAGAGCCGAACCAGAGACCCUCCAUGGAGCACAUCAAAAACACCAUGAGCUGUCUCAUGAAGUACUUCCCAGGGUCUGAUGAACCUCUCAGGCUCCCCCAUCAGUCAUCAACCAGUCGGAGUGGCUCGUCAUCUGCUUCAAACACAGGUCCGUAUCCCGCGCAGACGAUCAGAACUUACGAGAGCGAGGAGAACCCGGACGACCCGAGCCCGUUUGGCCGAGAGGAAACUCUGAAAAGUUUUGAGUCCAGGUUUCCGCUCCAGUUUAAACAAUCCAAAACGUUGCGGACCGGUCUGUCCAGGCUUUCCGGCCAAGCGCGACGCUCCCAAAGCCCCACGUCUUGCUCCAGCCCGGUCUUGACGACCAGUCAGUCCGAGUUGAGGAUGACCGUUAGCCCGCAAGCAACAAACGGUCUCGACGGCUCCGUUCCCACGUCUUUCCUUAAACUGGAUCAUCAGUUACAGCCCCUGGCUCCAUGUCCUAACUCCAAAGAGUCGAUGGCUGUAUUUGAGCAGCACAUCAAGAUGGCUCAGGAAUACAUCAGGGUUCAGUCCGAGGUUGCUGAACUCGUCAGGAGAAAGCAGGAGUUGAUCUCCGAGUUGGAGGAGGGGCAGAGAGAGCGCCAGACGUCAUCUCGAAUCAUACAGGAACACAGCAAGCUGCUGGAGGACAACAGCAGCCUUUCCGUCUACUGUCAGGGCCUCAGAAACAAACUGAGUCUGAUAAAGAGCCUGGACCAAUAACAGAGCUAAAGCCGCACACGCACACACACGUGCACGCACACACGCACACACACACACUCACACCCCAUGGACGGACGCAACAUUAUUCAUUCAUGAACUGGCCUGGACUUUUAGGACACGUUGGCUUGAGAAAACCAGACAUGCAUUUUAUCAUGGAGUCAUAGAGCGAGUGAACCCUUUCAUGUUGAACGAUUCCUCACAGCACCUUCAUUAUCUGCGGGAUUAAUCAAUCAAUCAAUCACUCAAUCAAUCAAUCAAUCACAAUGCAGAAAACAUGAGCACAAUCAGGUUUAGCUUCAAAAUAGCAUCACAAGUGUUUUUAACUUAAAACGUUGCACAAACUUUGUUCAAUUGUUGAUUCAAAAAAAUGUCACAGGCAGGCCACUUUUAUGUAGGAAGCAGGUCAGGUUUUGGCCUCAACUGCCAUUUCCUUCACUAGCUGGUCAGUAACCGUAAGAGGACGAGCGCUAACAAGAAAACGGCCGCUGCAUUUCACACGAGUCUGCAAAUUGGAAAGUCAUUAUUAAUAGGCCGUGCCCAAACGAACGAGUGUAUGGAAUGUACACGCGCAUGCGUGAUGGUCCACCACUACCAAACAGAUACCAAAUGUCCUUUUUGUUAAGCCAUGGUAGAAAUGUAUUUAUUCACCUAUUUUGAAAACCAUAAAG